AUGAAUGGGAUGAUACAUCCCAAAGUCAACAUUGAUGAAUUAGCAAUGCCAAAUGCAUUGCACUCACCAUUCUCUUUUCUUUGUUUCUUUUUCUCUCUUGGCUACGCUAUUGCUUCUCUAACAGACCCUCAUCACAUCAACUAUGAAGAGUAA
Messenger RNA from Sphenostylis stenocarpa, 153 nucleotides. Lineage: Eukaryota; Viridiplantae; Streptophyta; Magnoliopsida; Fabales; Fabaceae. The record is from the annotation of a GenBank genome assembly.